UCCUCUUUCUCUGUGAGAUUUUCUGCAGUACAAUAACACCGUGAAAACCUUUGACUGCCAAGAUGCCUUCACCUAAAUUUCAUAUGAAGCACCAUUCAGAAGAUGUUCUUGUGUCCUCUGACGGACGCGAAAUGACCAGACUACUUCCCUCUGCUACCAGCCGGAAACCAACCAAACCUGCCGCCGCCGCUGCCUCUCAAACUCAGCCUGCAGCAAAAUCGCAACGAGAUCUUGAAGAAACUGUGAAGAAAUUUACUGAUGCAGUUUCUGAGGAAGGACGAGUGAUACAUGAGAUUUGGGCGUUGGUGUUCAACAUCCUUCAUCUCCUGCAGAGUAUUGGAGCGGAGAGAGUUAGAUGGACACCACCUAUUUGGGGAUCAUGCUCGUACACACUAGGAGUGAUGAUGAUAGUUGUUCUCUGCUAUUGUGGGCAAAACCUUAGUGAUGAAAUGAUGCAAGGUCUUGUUGGCUGUAUUCUUGACUUCAAGACAGUUGAUGUCAAUGAAGAAGAUAAGACCUACUACAACUGGACUCUCUUACACCAUUGUGUAGUGUCAGGCAAUGCACGUUUAGCAAAACUGCUCAUCGAACACGGCGCUUGCCUCAACGCACAGUCCAGCUUGGUAAGAAAUCGUGUUACUCUAGAGUCUGGUUGUCUCAACUGA
Messenger RNA from Sycon ciliatum, 665 nucleotides. RefSeq lists its product as uncharacterized. Lineage: Eukaryota; Metazoa; Porifera; Calcarea; Leucosolenida; Sycettidae. The transcript has 4 exons. Gene Ontology annotation, molecular function: protein binding. The record is from RefSeq and is a predicted model, not a curated record. The coding region runs from base 63 to 665 and encodes 200 amino acids.